UUAUCAGCUGUGAGCUUGCCUCCGUGUUAUGAUGUGGUGUUAACGGUUUAUCGGUGUAUUAUUAUUUUUUCUUCACCGGGAAAGCCAGAAAUGAAAUUACGAUCGCUCGAAAGUGCAAUUUUUAUCAGGAUUUUGUUCUGCUUACUAAUAAAUGAUGUAUCCGCCUUGCGGAAGUAUACUAAGAAGGAUAUGAUUCGACUUCGGGAGGAAGUUCGAGCGAUGUUCCAGCAUGCGUACGACGGCUAUCUGCGUUACGCCAGCAAGUACGACGAACUCCGUCCGCUGUCCUGUGAUGGGGUGGAUACCUGGGGCAGCUAUUCACUGACACUGGUGGACGCGCUGGAUACGCUUGCGGUGAUGGGUAAUUACACCGAGUUCCGGAGGGUUGUCGGUUUGCUAGAGGGCAAAUCGUUCGAUAGUGACAUCAACGUGUCGGUGUUCGAGACAAACAUCCGUAUCGUGGGAGGAUUGAUUAGUGCGCACCUAAUGAGUCACAAGGCGGGGGUUGAGCUGGAACCUGGGUGGCCAUGUACUGGUCCGCUGCUGAGACUGGCUGAGGAUGUUGCCAGGAGGCUGCUGCCGGCAUUCGAUACCCGAACCGGAAUGCCUUACGGAACGGUUAAUCUCAAGUAUGGUGUUCCGUACGGGGAAACUAGUGUAACUUGUACGGCCGGAAUUGGAACGUUUAUUGUGGAAUUUGGAGCGUUGAGUCGCUUGACCGGUGAUCCCAUUUAUGAAGAGGUAGCUUUGAAUGCUUUGUACGCGUUGUAUAACCAUCGUUCUUCUAUUGGAUUAUUUGGUAAUCAUAUUGAUGUACAAACUGGUCGCUGGACGGCACAAGAUGCAGGCAUUGGAGCUGGGGUAGAUUCCUAUUACGAAUACUUGGUUAAAGGUGCGAUCAUGCUAAACAAACCGGAUUUGAUGCAUAUGUUCAAUGAAGGUCGGAAAGCUAUAGAUAAGUAUUUAAAAAGAGAUGAUUGGCACGUUUGGGUCAGUAUGAACAAGGGACAGGUCACCCUACCAGUGUUCCAAUCACUGGAAGCAUACUGGCCGGGUGUUUUGAGCCUUUUUGGCGAUACGAGCGUGGCUAUGAAGACACUGCACAAUUAUCACACAGUCUGGAAACAGUACGGGUUUUUACCCGAAUUCUACAACAUUCCAAAUGCGGAAGCUGGAACCAAUCGGGAAAACUAUCCCCUGCGACCAGAACUGAUUGAAUCUGUCAUGUAUUUGUACCGAGCGACUGGUGAUCCGUAUUUGCUAGAAGUUGGUGAAGAUAUUCUGCGCAGCAUAGAAUACAGUGCCAAAACGCCCUGUGGAUAUGCCACAAUCAAAAACGUCCGCGACCACCACAAAGAAGAUCGAAUGGAAUCGUUCUUCCUGGCGGAGACCACUAAAUAUCUGUAUCUGUUGUUUGAUCCGGACAAUUUCAUCCACAAUGAUGGACGGAUGGGAACCGUUAUCGAUACACCGCAUGGUGAGUGUAUAAUCGAAGCCGGCGGAUACAUUUUCAACACCGAAGCUCAUCCAAUUGAUCCGUCAAUGCUUCGCUGUUGCCACGAGCUGCCCCAGCAAAAUCUGUUCGCAGACUACAGUAAAGAGAAAUUCGUCGGUGAUCGUCUUGAUCUCAGUCGAACACGCGAGGCUGCCUCUAUGGAACCGAAGCCAGUGGAAGCCCCAGCAAAAGAGAACAUCUCCGUAGUCGAAGCCCAGCUGGAGGACGCCAUUCCAGCUGCAGUAUUGGAGGAAUUAGGUGCAAAACUGGCCGAGGCUAGGCAAGCGCUAACCAAGAAACGGUUGGAGGAAGCCUUCAAUCGAGCCCAGGAGUUGUUGAAGAAACAUCAAACCGAACCCAAAAUGGAACAAAAUCAAACUCAGAAGGACGACGACAGCCUGAUCGUGCCGGUGGACAAACCAUCCAGCGAUGGUCCAAUAUCGCCAACACCAACGGCGGAUGACGCAGAACAGAUGACAACCGUGAAGCUCACCACGUCUGCCCGCGAUCCGGACGAUAAGAGCUCGACCGCACAGAUGAAACUCAACGAGAGCCAGCAGCAGGAAAAAGAUACGACUGACACAGAUGAAAACACAGGAGUAGGCACAGCAGUACCAGCUUCGCCGGACGAAAUACCAACCCAGUCUGAGGAGGACGAGGAAGUGGAAGUAAAUCCGGCGAAAAAGUUUUUCUCCGAAACCAGCUCUACCGAGGAGGCACUAACGGCGGGGGCGGAAGUAAUUCCACCGACCGUAGCAGGAGAGCAUUUUCCUCUCCACCAGCAGCAGAAAACGACGCAAGGUUUCAACAACACCAUCGCUGAGUUUGUCCAAAAUAUGUUUAAAACUAAGGUGUAUCAGAAGACGAAAUUCGAACCGCAAGCGUUGCUGAAACGGAUCCGGGAAAGUGGCCACCAGCGGAACAGUAGCUGGGCUGCUAAUUAUGCGCUGCUGACGUGUAAAGCGCAACCUUUCCUGCAGAGGAUAACUCUGCUGGGGGAAUUUUUCUGAGUACUGAAAUAAAUGGGAAUGAUGCUAAUAUCUCUAUA
This is a messenger RNA of Wyeomyia smithii (pitcher-plant mosquito), 2543 nucleotides long. RefSeq names its product ER degradation-enhancing alpha-mannosidase-like protein 2 (gene Edem1). Gene Ontology annotation, molecular function: calcium ion binding; mannosyl-oligosaccharide 1,2-alpha-mannosidase activity. Gene Ontology annotation, cellular component: endoplasmic reticulum; membrane. Bases 91 to 2505 code for a protein of 804 amino acids. Gene Ontology annotation, biological process: mannose trimming involved in glycoprotein ERAD pathway; carbohydrate metabolic process; endoplasmic reticulum mannose trimming. The record is from RefSeq and is a predicted model, not a curated record. The transcript is spliced from 2 exons. Lineage: Eukaryota; Metazoa; Arthropoda; Insecta; Diptera; Culicidae.